AUGCCUAUAGGAAACAGGCUGCUGCUGCCAUCACCUGCUGUAAAGCAAGAAUCCAAAACAUCAGAGGAAAACGUUGGUCUCAUUGUCUAUAAUGGAGCCAUGGUGGACGUGGGGAGUCUCUUGCAGAAAUUAGAGAAGAGCGAAAAAGCACGAGCUGAAAUGGAACAAAAGCUUCAAUCACUGGAAGAAAAAACAGAUGAAGAUGAAAAGACUAUAUUGAAUUUGGGGAACUUAAACAAAAGCCUCUCUGUGGAAAUUAAAGAGGUGAAAAAAGAGCUCAGCAAGCUGCAGGAGAACUUGAAGAUAUCAGAAGAUACAAAUUUACAGUUUGAAGGGCAGCUGACUAAGACCAUCAAAGGUUUGGCAACCGUUAUGGAUGAAAUACACAUGGUUCUUAAGAAGGACAGUGCGAAGAAUGAGGAUAAAGAUCAAACAUCCAAAGAAAACGGAGCGAAUGUAUGACAAACAUGCUGCCGCUGG
This is a messenger RNA of Python bivittatus (Burmese python), 480 nucleotides long. The record is from RefSeq and is a predicted model, not a curated record. Lineage: Eukaryota; Metazoa; Chordata; Lepidosauria; Squamata; Pythonidae.